GCCUCUUUUAUCAUUUUCCAGGGUCAGAACAGGCGUCGACGGGAAUUCGCAUGACCCUGUUCACACAAGAUGGGGUCAUGGUCGAAGUCGACGCGCAUCAAGGUGAUGCUCGUCAUCGACCUUAUGUUCUUCCUGCUUGAGCUAGGCACCGGUUUCGCCGUCCGAUCGCUCGCCCUGAUGGCCGAUGCGUUCCACAUGCUUAACGACAUCAUCUCCCUUAUGGUCGGCCUCUGGGCUGUUUCGGUGGCCAGGAAGGCCACCACAGAUAAGUUCUCCUACGGGUGGCUUCGCGCCGAGAUUCUCGGUGCCUUUUUCAACGCUGUGUUCCUCAUCGCCCUGUGCGUCUCGAUCGUCCUCGAGGCGCUGACGAGAUUCCUCGACCCACCCGAGAUCGGCAACCCGCAGCUUAUUCUGAUCGUCGGCUGCUUGGGCCUUGCCUCGAACCUGGCUGGCUUCGCCGUGCUCGGAGGGCACGGGCAUUCUCAUGGACCGGGGGAGCAUUCGCACGGCGACUAUCUACACGGUCAUGGUGACGAACAUGCGCAUGCCGACGGUUCGGACCGCGUCGCCGAGGAAGGUCGUGCAGGGCAGUUCUCAGCUCCGGACGAUGCGGCGGACGAAGCCGGACGGGUGGCUGACCUCUUACCCGAGGCCGCCGUUGCGAGGUACCAGGGGUCUGCUCCAGCGACGCCGCCAAGACGCAGCCGUGCCAGUUAUGAAGAUAGCGAGAGUGACAGGGGGACUGCGGGCCGGAGGGAGCGACGCACGCCGGGAGCCGGUCGUCACGGCCGCCUUACCAGUAUUGACGACCUCAGCAUUCAUCCGGCCAGCUUCCGGCAGGACAUCAUUGACGCCUGUCGCUCCCCACCCGACGAAGGAUCAAGCAGCGACAGCAAUGCGGAAGACGAGUCCGCUGCUCCUGACGAGGCGUCGCCGCGCGAAAGCACGCCUCUACUUGCCAAGAACGACGGCGGCGCACCGGUACCGGCUGACCACCGAGCCUACGGGGCGCACCCGCCGACCAAACGUCCUCGGCGAGGUUCGGGCAUCCACCAUUCACACAAUCACAACAAGCCGAAAGAGCCUGGCAAGGCGCACGGGCACAGCCACGGGGACAUGGGCAUGAACGCCAUGGUGUUGCACGUCCUGGGCGAUGCGCUGGGCAACGUUGGGGUUAUCGUCACGGCCCUCAUCAUCUGGCUGACCGACUGGCCUUGGCGAUACUACGCCGACCCAGCAGUAUCCCUCUUCAUCACCAUCAUCAUCCUCCGAUCGGCACUCCCGCUCACCGUCGCCGCGUCCAAGAUCCUCCUGCAAGCAACGCCGGAGCACAUCGACCUCAACGACGUGAGGGAAGACAUCCAGGCCCUGCCGGGCGUCGUCAGCUGCCACCACGUGCACAUCUGGCAGCUGUCCGACACCAAGAUCGUCGCGUCGAUGCACAUCCAGGUCGCCUUCCCCAUUACGGAGGCCAACAACGAGAAGUACAUGGCGCUCUCCAAGAUGGCCCGCAAGUGCCUGCACGCCUACGGCAUCCACAGCGCCACCAUCCAGCCCGAGUUCUGCCUCAACAAGGCUCAUGCCCACGCCGAGCAUGCCGACACCGCGUAUCGCAUGGACGGGGGCCAGGCGCCUUUGCGGCCGCCGAGGUGGUUGCUGCUCGCCGAGUGUGUCGAGGCCCGAGAGCAGUCACAGUCACUCUGGGCAUGA
Messenger RNA from Thermothielavioides terrestris NRRL 8126, 1710 nucleotides. RefSeq lists its product as uncharacterized. The transcript is spliced from 4 exons. Lineage: Eukaryota; Fungi; Ascomycota; Sordariomycetes; Sordariales; Chaetomiaceae. Gene Ontology annotation, molecular function: zinc ion transmembrane transporter activity. The coding region runs from base 70 to 1710 and encodes 546 amino acids. Gene Ontology annotation, cellular component: membrane. The record is from RefSeq and is a predicted model, not a curated record. Gene Ontology annotation, biological process: zinc ion transmembrane transport; intracellular zinc ion homeostasis.